Molecule: messenger RNA, 600 nt
Organism: Linnemannia hyalina
Lineage: Eukaryota; Fungi; Mortierellomycota; Mortierellomycetes; Mortierellales; Mortierellaceae
Source: the annotation of a GenBank genome assembly
AUGUCUGACAACCACGAUACCGUCGCUGUGGAGGAGGAGACCGAGGUUCACUUCGAGCCCAUUGUUAAGCUCGAGGCUGUCCAGGUCAAGACCCACGAGGAGGAGGAGGACUCCAUCUUCAAGAUGCGCGCCAAGCUUUUCCGCUUCGUCAAGGAGUCCAACGAGUGGAAGGAGCGCGGUACCGGAGAUGUCCGCUUGAUGCAGCACAAGGAGACCAAGAAGAUCCGUCUCUUGAUGCGUCGCGACCAGACCCUCAAGAUCUGCGCUAACCACUACGUCACCGCUGAUAUGACCUUGACCCCCAACGUUGGAUCUGACCGCUCGUGGGUCUGGAACGUCACUGCCGACAGCUCGGAUGAGUGCUCAGGACCUCAGACUUUGGCUAUUCGCCUCGCCAACCCUGAUAACGCUGCCAUCUUCAAGGAGGAGUUCGAGAAGGCCCAGAAGAACAAUGUCGAGUUGAAGGCUGCUUCUGAGGACAAGGAGGAGGAGAAGGAGGAUGCCAAGGAGGAGGAGAAGGAUGCCGAGGAGAAGAAGGAGGAGGCCAAGGAGGAGAAGGAGGAGGAGACCAAGGAGGAGAAGAAGGAGGAGUCUGCUUAA